This is a messenger RNA of Doryrhamphus excisus (bluestripe pipefish), 2883 nucleotides long. It is a transcript of the gene sstr5, whose product is annotated as somatostatin-like receptor F_48D10.1. Gene Ontology annotation, biological process: regulation of insulin secretion; cellular response to glucocorticoid stimulus; neuropeptide signaling pathway. The record is from RefSeq and is a predicted model, not a curated record. Lineage: Eukaryota; Metazoa; Chordata; Actinopteri; Syngnathiformes; Syngnathidae. Gene Ontology annotation, molecular function: somatostatin receptor activity; neuropeptide binding. Gene Ontology annotation, cellular component: neuron projection; plasma membrane.
UGAAGUAACUGUGGAUAAUAAAGAGAAGAACAUCAGUUAUGGAGGAAGUGGAUAAGCCCAACUGUUCUUCUGCAACUUACCCCCUCUCUGCCCUCGUCAACAUCUCCAACGUGUCCACGCAGAGUGUGCCAUUCCAGGGCAGCAGCACGUUACUGACAGCGGUGAUCUCCAUCACCGUCUUCCUGGUGGGUCUGGUCGGGAACACUUUGGCCAUCUACGUGGUGCUGCGCUAUGCCAAAAUGAAGACAGUGACCAACAUUUAUAUCCUCAACCUGGCUGUGGCUGACGAGCUCUACAUCAUCGGGCUGCCGUUUCUCACCACGCAGAAUGUGCUCUCCUACUGGCCCUUCGGGUCCUUCCUGUGCCGGGUGGUGAUGACCGCUGACUCCAUGAACCAGUUCACGUCCAUUUUCUGCCUCACCGUUAUGUCCAUCGACCGCUACCUGGCCGUGGUGCACCCGAUUCGGGGCUCCAAUUGGAGGCACCCGCGCGUCGCCAAGGUGGUGAGCGCAGCGGUGUGGGCUGUGUCUUUUGUGGUGGUCCUGCCGGUGGUCAUCUUCUCUGAUGUGCAGGACACAUUUAACUCGUGCAACAUGAUCUGGCCGGAACCGGCAGAUGUGUGGUCAACAGUCUUCAUUCUCUAUACCACCACCAUCGGUUUCUUCGGACCACUACUCAUCAUUUGCCUUUGCUACCUGCUGAUCGUCAUCAAGGUGAAGUCCUCAGGAAUGCGCGCCGGCUUCACCUCGCGGCGGCGUUCCGAGCGCAAGGUGACUCAAAUGGUGGUGGUCAUCGUGGUGGUGUUUGUGCUCUGCUGGCUGCCGUUCUUCAUCAUCAACAUCGUCAACCUUGUGGUCAUCAUCCCAGAGUCCAGCGCCACUGCGGGGAUUUACUUCUUUGCAGUCAUCCUGUCGUACGCCAACUCCUGCGCCAACCCGCUGCUCUACGGCUUCCUGUCUGACAACUUCAAACAUAGCUUCAGAAAAGUGUUGUGUUUGAAGAGGGUGCGGUGCAAAGCCAACGGUGUCGAUGACGGUGACCCCAGUGUUCGCCAAGUUGCGAGAUCAACGCCAAAUGGAUGCGCCCCUCACUCCCGCCAUACCCGGGUGUCGCAUCGUCUUCAGAGCAGCCAGAUCUGUCCUCAGCCUUCAAGCGUGCCAGCUCAUCCCACCAAUGGGACGUCCCACAACUUGCACUGCUGCCAACCUUCCUCCAUGCAUUUGCUCGGACCCCCGAGGGCCCCCACAAUUAUAGAAACACAUAUGGCAACCAAUGCUGAAGUUGCCGCCGUCACCACCCUGGCUCCAUCGUCAUCGUAGAUAAUACUUUGAUAUGGCUAAGUAGUACUACUAUAUGAUGUGCUAUAGACAGUAGUACAAACACAGCAUUUGCUUUUUGCACUUUAUGGAGUCGUCAUGAACCAUUAAUAACCAUUAUGAACCAUAAGUCAGUCGAAGUUGACGGUCAAAGCUAGUGCUCACCUCAGCUCCUUUUUGAUUGUGCCGCUUUAUAAACAACCCGGGUAGGGGCAUAUUUAGUCAUUUGGGGGCUCCACAUCCUUUUUUUUUAUGUACAUUUUUACAGAUUCCGAGUAUGUAAUUUAGACCACUUUUUGUUACGCUGGGUGGAGGACCCCAGAGCAGAGACCAAGGCAAAUGUAGAAAAAGGUAUUUAAUAAUAAACAAAGAGUGUUCCUGAUCCUGUCCAUCCUGGUCACUCCCAAUGAGAACCUCAGCAUCCUCAUCUCUGCUACCUCCAGUUAUAUAUAUUGGUAUCAGCUGAUAAUUGAAAUUGAGAGGGUUUUCUUGACAGAUUAAGAAGUGCAAUUUAAAUAUUUUCAAAAUCUAAAUAUAACUUUAAAGCAAAAAUCUAGCAGCAGAAAUACAAGUUCCGGGGCAGAGAGACGGAAGGUCAGGAGCAAAAAAUGAAGCGUGUACACAUUUGACAGAAAGAAAAUCCUAAAAAAUCCUUAAAAAAUCCUAAAAUAUUAUCUCGUAAUUGCAGCAUUUAGCAAGUACGCAUAGUUUUGGUAAUCCAAACUGAAAUAAAAGAGGAAAAAUUAAAGUUUUAUUGAAUUAAUUUUAGUUUAGUUAGUUUUAUUAUCUCUCUCGUAAUUGCAGCGUUUAGCAAGUACGCAUAGUUUUGGUAAUCCAAACUGAACUAAAACAGGAAAAAUUACAGUUUUAUUAAAUUUAUUAUAGUGAUAAAAAAAAGUGUUAAUGUUCCUUUUUACACAGUGUAUGUAAACGUCUGGUGUCAACUGUAUAUAGUACACAACUAUAUGAAAAAAGUACGACAGGCUUGGUUAUCAUUUGUAGAAAUAUUAAUUGGCUAUGUGAACAUUUACAUAUUAAGACUUCAUAGUAAUAACUACUUUUAAUAUAAUUAUUUUGAAGGUGAGCGGCACGGCGGUCUAGUGGUUAGCGCGCAAACCUCACAGCAAGGAGACCAGGGUUCAAUUCCACCCUCGGUGGAAUGUGAGUGUGAAUGGUUGUUUGUCUAUAUGUGCCCUGUGAUUGGCUGGGGACCAGUCCAGGGUGUACCCCGCCUCUCUCGGGAUAGGCUCCAGCACCCCCGCGACCCUCGUGAGGAAAAAACGGUAGAAAAUGAAUGAAUGAAUUUUGAAGGUGAACUUUUUUUCCCCAUUUUUUGGCGCCCCCUGAGGGCAACGGCACCCCUAGCCAAAUUGCCAAAACAGCCCGUUCCACUGAUGACGCCCUCAUUCUGCAUUGCAUUAUUGAUGCUCCAUAUGGUGAAACAACCUCAUGAAUACGUCUGUCUGUUAUCCAAUACAUACAGUAUAAAUCUAAAGAGAUUUUUUCAAACUGGUUUCCUCCUUUCCCUCAGUGCAUCCCACUGAUUUAAGUGCCUUGUAGACACUCU